Molecule: messenger RNA, 543 nt
Organism: Helobdella robusta
Lineage: Eukaryota; Metazoa; Annelida; Clitellata; Rhynchobdellida; Glossiphoniidae
Exons: 4
Coding region: 1-543 (180 amino acids)
Source: RefSeq, a predicted model, not a curated record
AUGACUUCCUCUCACGAGAAGUCCCCGGUGAGUUUGUUCCAGGAGUGGUGCGCAAAAAAGUCCAUUAUACCUACAUACGAAGUUAAAGAAUCAGGCAGUUGUCACCCAAAGGUUUUUGUUUGCAAAUUGUUAUUUAAUGAAGAAGUUUUCUGUGCAAACGCUUCAAGCAAAAAGAAAGCUAAACAGGAAUCAGCAUUAAUGGCUUUGAAGAAAGUUUCUGACAAAACAGAGAGGAUUAACUUAAAAUUAAAAAAUCAGAAAGAAAAUGCAGGAAGUUAUAAGUUUGAGAAGAAUUAUGUUGGAGAGUUGCAUGAAAUAACACAGAAACGAUUGUUGCCACCUCCUACUUUCCAAUACCAACAAGAUCAAAAAUCUAAGCAGUAUCUUUGUACAGUCAAUCUUAUGCAGUUGUCCAUGUGUGUGUCCGGGCCAUCUAAAAAACUUUCAAAAAGGAAUGCUUGCAAGAGGUUGUUAGAGGAAUUGAAAAUUGAAGACCUGAACACAACUUUGAACCAGACAGCUCUUUCUUUAGAUGUUUGUUGA